Molecule: messenger RNA, 1287 nt
Organism: Cantharellus anzutake
Lineage: Eukaryota; Fungi; Basidiomycota; Agaricomycetes; Cantharellales; Hydnaceae
Exons: 6
Coding region: 4-1182 (392 amino acids)
Biological process (GO): poly(A)+ mRNA export from nucleus
Cellular component (GO): nucleus
Source: RefSeq, a predicted model, not a curated record
GUCAUGGAUGACACGCUUGAGCGCCAAAUCUUCGGUGGUUCUGAUUCUGAACUUUCCUCAGAAGUUGAGGACAUCCCCGAACAACGCUACGAUGACCAGCCUUCGUUCCCCCCCCAGUUACCCUCGUACCCAGAAGACCAUGAGGGCUCUGACGCAGAUGAUGAGUACAAGGAGGAGCCGAGAGCAUUACCAAAGUUUAAGAAAAAACAGCGUGAUGAUGACAUUGAAGCAGACCACACUGAAGUCCCUCGACGGAGGAAAAACAAAAAGAACCGCAUCAGACGUGAGGAAGAGGUGGAGGAAGAACCAAUCCCAGAAGAAAAAAAAGAAAAGGAUAUCAAUGAUAAAAUUGAUGCUUUGGUGAAAAGCACCAAGGUCAGAGGAAAGAAGAGGAAAAAGGAUGCCGAUGAAGAUGUAAUGGAUGAGGCGGCAGAUGCGGAAGUUCUUCGCGUUAAGAAGGCUAUGGAAGACGCUGCUCUUUCGGAUCAGGAACACAAUAAGGGGGGACGUCCAGCAUUACGUAAAUUCAAAAUGCUGGGGGAUGUCAUGGAAGUUCUGCAAAAGCAGUCGUUACUGCAGUCCAUCAUCGAUCAUAAUUUCCUUGAAGCAAUUAGACUCUGGCUAGAACCUCUAAGUGAUAAAUCACUCCCUGCACUCAAUAUACAACGCUCAUUAUUUGAACAGUUGAGUAAAAUGUUCAUUGAUACAAACACGCUCAAGGAUUCUGGGCUUGGGCGCAUUGUCUUAUUCUAUACCAAACCUAACAAGCGCGUGUCACCGCAGAUCCGUUCCCAAGCGGAUAACCUUAUUGCACAGUGGUCGCGUCCUAUCCUUAAGCGGUCCGCUUCGUACAGGGACCGUCAUAUUCCUGUUGCCGAGGCUGACGCCCCAGCCGGUAAGCGGGUGGGAGGCGUCAGGUUGUCCGCGAUUCUCGCGCAGGGGCGUGUGGAAGAUGCAGGUCGCGUUCGGAAGAAUGCCGUUCGCAUUCCCGAGAGAACUCUGGCGAAUUUCACGGUUGCUCCAAGAAGCAAUAUUAGCGGAAGCGUACUUAGUACUGGCUCUCCUCUUACUCCCGCCCAGAAGCAGCUGGAACUGGAGAGACGGAGAGCUCAGGCCGACAAAUUGCGCCGUGUCCAGAGGAAGCUGGAGGCCAACAAGCAGCGAGCGGCGAGAAUGCUGUAAUCUAUUACCAUUACUCAUGGACUAUGUGUACUGUAUACCAUGUAAUCAUGACUCGUGUCCUGUAGCAUCCUCACCAACACCAUCUAGAUUUGACCAUUUCCAAAC